UCACAUCAGAUAUGGCGUCAGGAGGUGGCUAACUGAGCAGAACCGCUAGGAUCCUUUAAGGCCGUUUUAAUUAAGAGCUUUAUAAAACGUAAUAACAGAUAGCAUUUGCUCGUUUUGAUCUGAAAAUGGAGUCCGUCCCGUUCCCGGAGGAGGUUUUGGAGAGAAAAGUGUGUAUUGUCGGGUCGGAGUUGGUGGAAAACUACACGGUCUACAUCAUUGAAGUGACAGACGGAGACCAUAGAUGGACAGUGAAGCACCGCUAUAGUGAUUUCCAUGACCUCCACGAGAAGCUGACAACAGAGAAGAACAUAGACCGAGGGCUGCUUCCUCCAAAGAAAAUUUUGGGGAAGAACUCAAAGAGUCUUGUGGAGCAGCUGCAGAAGGAGCUGGAGCUCUACUUGCAGACGCUGCUGCUGCAGUUUCCACAGGCCACACCCACUCCUCUUGCCUGCUUUCUGCACUUUCAUCUUUACGAGAUCAAUGGCAUCACAGCAGCACUGGCUGAAGAGCUGUUUCAUAAAGGUGAGCAGUUGCUGCAGGCUGGCGAGGUGUUUUCUCUCCGACCUCUACAGCUUUACUCCGUCUCCCAGCAGCUCCGCCUGGCCAAACCAACCUGCUGUAACGGAGAUGCCAAAACCGAUCUGGGCCACAUCCUUGACUUCAUCUGCCGGCUGCGAUACCUCAAGAUCUCUGGUACCAGAGGCCCAGUAGGAACCAGUAAUAUCCAGGAGAGCAGUCUCCCCUUCGACCUGUCUGUUUUCAAAUCACUGCUGCAAAUAGAGAUCAGUGAUUGUAGUUCUCAGCAGAUUCAAGGGUUGUCAUCUCUGAGGUCGACUCUGGCGACUAUGUGUAUCCACCGCUCCACAGAAACCAUGAUGUCCAUCUUGGUUCCGGAGGCGAGUGAGUUCUCACAGUGGGAACCUGAGGGGGCGGAGUCUGGCUGUCCUGUAACCGCCUUUAUCCCUGUGUGGAGAAACUUGACCACACUUGACAUGAGCCACAACUGCAUCAGUACCAUCGACAGCUCAGUGAAACUGAUUCGUAAAGUGGAGUUUCUGGAUCUGAGCUACAACCAGCUGUCCUCAGUGGAAAACCUCCAGCACCUGUACAACCUGGUCCACGUUGAUCUGUCCUAUAACAGCCUGCGGGUCCUGGAGGCUGCUCACACCCGUCUGGGCAACAUCAAAACUCUGAGCCUGGCAGGCAACCAGCUGGACCGACUGACUGGCCUCACCAAACUGUACUCUCUGGUCAACCUGGACCUCAGCCACAACCAGCUGGCCCAGUUGGAGGAAAUCAAGAACAUUAGCUCUCUGCCCUGUCUGGAGAAGCUCAACCUGUCCAGUAACCCCAUGUGCAUCAUCCCAGACUACAGAACCAAAGUUCUGGCCCUGUUUGGAGAUCGUGCAGCAGAGGUCUGCCUGGACGGUAAAGUGACGACAGAGAAGGAGCUGGACACAGUGGAAGUGUUGAAAGCCAUUCAGAAAGCCAAGGAAGCCAAAGACAAGAUGAGCAGCAGCAACAAGAAGAUCAGUGAGGAGACCAGACUGUCUGCUGCUGCACCUCCUCACUUCUCCUCCUCAUCUCCCCCCUCCUCCUCCGCCUGCUGCUCCUCUGCUGUUGCUCCUCUUGCGCUCACCUCUUCCUCUUCCUGUCCGGCCCAGCAGGCUGCUGGCCCCAGCCAAGAAGUGAUGAGCAGAGAAGAAGCCGCAGUUCCCCCCAGCAUUCUCCCUCCUGUGGACAACACUGCACCUCCCCCUGCUAGCUUUAACACUAACACACACCUCCUGCCUGCUGACCCCGCCCAGAUAUACCAACCUACUGUCAGUUUGUCUGAACACAUACACUAUGGGGCUCCCACAAGUAUUACUACUACUGCGAGUACUACUACAAGUACUGUCUGUUAUGAGUGCUCCAUCCCCUCCUCCAAACUACCUGAAACCAGUUGUUUCACCUGCAGCACCGCCUGGUGUCCUCUACUUCCUACUCACCUGUUCUGCCUCUCCUCCACGAACAAAGACUUCAUUACCCAGCUCUCCCAACAUCUCAACUGUACCCUGAUGGAGCAGAAGGGGAAGAAGAGGGAGGGGGAGAAGGAGAAGGAGAAAGGAGAGGAUGAAAAGAGGUCUGAAUCCAGAGAUGUUCAUUUUCAUGUGGAGGGCACCAGGGUGGGCAGUCUCAGUCCAGGCUCCAGGGACGGCUACUUUGAGAUGGGCCUUGAUGACUCUGUGGAGGAGUCGGUCUGCUCCUCCCCUACUUCACUUGCUGCUCCUCCUGCAGAGGAGCCCAAUGUCCACUGGGGGGAGCUGUGUGAAGAGGAGGAAAAGGUGCAGAUCAGCAGGGUUCUGUGGUGCUACUGUCUUCAGGUGAAGGAGGAGGUGGAGCAGAAGGAGGGGUGUCUGGUGCUGACAGACCGACUCUUGGGCCUGCUCUAUCUAUCUCAUGAUUUCACAUGGACCAAUCAGAAUGCAGACCAGGAGCAGAUUCUAGAGGUGCUGUCCGACCUGCAGAUGGACCUCCUGCUGCCUUACUCUGAGCUCACGCUCACCUCCCGAGCUGAACUCCCUGACUCCUGUCUUGCCUUCGAGCUUCAGUCUGGUCUGACUCGUUGGUACAUUUUCUCCGAGGCUGAGGAGCUCCGGCAGACGAGGAAUGAGCUGAAGACGUUGAUCCAGGCAGCAGAUUCUCAGACCGACCCUGAGGCCCCCACAUCUUCUCAGUUCCUCCCCCGCUCACUCAUCAACUCCUGGGAGAUGGAAGAGAGUCAAGGAGCACAAGAAGGCUACCUUGCCCACCUCCUUCCCUCAUCCUCCUCAGCCCCAGUCACCCACCCCCAUUUGUCGGACAUCUUAUCCCAGAAGGAAGAGUGCAGCCUCCCUUCUCUCCUGUUCCUCACCCAUCGGCACCUCUGGGUGCUGAAGAUGGACUUCAGAGAGCUGGCAGAAAGACAGCGAAGCAAUGCUGACCUUCAUCACUCCUCCUGGUGCAGGCUAGUCCGCAUGCCUCUUGGCUCUGUGCUGCUUCACCCCCGAGAGAGAGCAUCUCAGGUUGAGGACAGAACCAGCAUCACCUCCUGUCCCAACCCAAAACACCACCACAGGAAGUGUCACUCUGUGGAGCUGCUGCUGGGGGGUCAGAGACUGCUGCUGAUUUUCCCUCUGGCCCAGGACAGGACCUCCUUCCUGGGGGAGCUGAGCCAGCGGAGAGUUUCUCUGGAGGGGUUGAAGAUGGCAGCCCUGCCCCGACCCUGCAGACCCUGUCCACACCAAGGACAGCAUACCCAAGAUCAUUAUGGAUCCAGAGACAAGUGCUGUUGUACCAGUACCAGGAAAUCACACAGCUCCAGCAGCUGGCACACCGCCCAUCUGCAGGUAGAGGAGAACCAUCCACCCCCCCACCUCAUCCCAAGUCUCUCCCCAGGACUGAAGUUGUUGGCUGGGCUUGGAGGACAGCAGUUGCAGGCCUAUUUCCAGAAAUACAUAGCACUGUCUGAGGUGGAGGAGGUGAGACAGGUCUUGUGGCUUUCUGUGGUUCUCUACAAAUCUCCAGAGGCUGAAAUCACCUGCUUUCUGCUGCUCUCCACUGACGCAAUGUACUUCCUGUUGGAAGACACUGCCUCCACACUCGGUCACCACUCAGUGUUAGACAUUAUGGACUCUGGGGAUCCAGACAUCUGCUUGUGCUGCUGUCUGUCCAUCAGACUGCCUGAGCUGCUGUCUGUCAACGUGGGACUCUUUGACCAGUACUUCAGAGUCGUAGGUCAUUCGGCCGAUCACAUCGUGUGCUGUCUCAGCCGGGACAGUUAUGGGACGGGCGUCUUUCUUCAGGAGCUGAUGUCCACUCUCAGUCUGCAGCAGCAGCAGCUUCCUCCUCCAGAGCCGUCAGAUCAGGACUUCUACUCCCAGUUCACCAACACAAACACAGGUAAGAUGCACAACUACGAACUGGUCCAUAGCAGCAGGGUGAAAUUUAUUUACCCCAGUGAAGAGGAGAUGGGAGACCUGACCUUCAUCGUGGCAGAGAGGAAGACUCUGGCCAUCGCAGCGCCCUCGUCAUCACACUCCUUCAACAUCCUGCUGUACCUACUGGUCUUCCAAGUUCAGAUCCCCAGCAGUGUUCCCAGCCAAGGCGCUGCCCUCUCAGGUCCUGCUCCAUCUUCUGUACUCCUGCCCAGGACUCUGAUCAUGACCAGCACUGAUGUGUUCCUGUUGGAUGAGGACUACAUCAACUAUCCUCUGCCCGACUUUGCCAAAGAACCUCCCUCCAGGGAGCGGUACCAACUGCGUGAGGCUCGGAGGGUCCGAGACCUGGACCGGGUCUUGUUGGGCUACCAGACAUAUCCUCAAGCUCUUACCCUGGUGUUUGAUGACCUGCCUGGCCCCGACCUGCUCUGCCACCUCACUAUGGACCACUUUGCUGCUGGAGGGGAGGAGCCCUCAUCCAGAGGGGGUGGAGCCAGUGGUGGCGCAGAGGGAGAGGUCCAGUGGUGCAUCUUUGUUCCGGGGGCCGACAGCAGAGAGAGGCUGAUCUCACUCCUCGCUCGCCAGUGGGAGGUGCUGUGCAGCCGUGAGCUUCCUGUGGAACUCACCGGCUGACUUGGUCGACAGGGAGUGGUGGAAGCUGACUGGCAGAGAUAAUUACACACAGAUUCACUGCUUGGAUGGUUUAAAGGCCUCAAAAUGCUUCAAACGUAGUAGUUUGUACAAUGUGUUUUCUGGCUGGAAGGCUGGAUGAACAGCCUAUUGACACUGAGAGGGGACAGGGUGGGAAUAAUAGCACACACUUUCAGAAAAUCUCUCCUCGAUGGCGGUCAUGGUGUUACCCUUAUAAAAAGUGAAGUUGCUGCAUGAGGAGGCGGAGAGCGUAUACACCUCUACAUAUCUGGCCAGUCACAUAGUGAGAUGUGUGAUUUGAUUGGCUGAGAUUUCCAGUGAAAACAAAGGCGGUUUGUAUCGUGAUGCCAGGGCUGGAUUAGUGGGACUCAUCAGACCCCAGACUGCCACUACAGCGGGACCUGUGACCUCACACC
This is a messenger RNA of Monopterus albus (swamp eel), 5029 nucleotides long. It is a transcript of the gene nisch, whose product is annotated as nischarin. The coding region runs from base 126 to 4595 and encodes 1489 amino acids. NCBI's taxonomy places the organism in Eukaryota, Metazoa, Chordata, Actinopteri, Synbranchiformes, Synbranchidae. The record is from RefSeq and is a predicted model, not a curated record. Gene Ontology annotation, cellular component: cytoplasm. Gene Ontology annotation, molecular function: protein binding; phosphatidylinositol binding. The transcript is spliced from 28 exons.